GGCUCUCUCUGGAACCGCUGCCCGCAGACCUCUGACAGCUUUCAAAAGUUUUCCGGUGAUAUACAGAUUUCAGUGAGUGGUGCUGUGACCACUGGAAAAGAGUCGGUGAGUUCUUGUGCCCUUACCAAGCAGUUGUACGAAUUUCUAGUUGUGAUUGACUGCAAUGUUGCUUCGAGAACUAAACUUUAUUAAAUUUGCUCACUUGCAUCGAGCUCGAUGAUCAAUCAUUUCCUCGUUAUUGUCCUCGGGAUCUCCAGCAUACCUUCAGCCCAUUGUCCUCCUCUACUGCCUAGAAUUUUUACCCGAUUCCCUGACGACAAUUUCCCGAAAAUCCGAGAAUGUACUCCAAAGUUACAUUCCGGUAGCUUCAGACUCUGAAUCAUGCGCAACAUUAUCACCUGAGACGUCGUCGUUGCCCUGUCCAUGAAGAGAGGAGUCAUGGGUUUCCCGUCUCCUGACUCCCAUAUAGAGAGCUACUUGGAAGAGAAGGAAGACGUUGUAUCCUGAUGGUCUUCCUUAGGGCACUAGCUCUGUUCGCAUUACUCACAUCUUCCGUGUCUGCUCUGGCCGUCACCGAAGCAGGGAAUAGAACACUGGAGACUCUCGCUGGGACGUUCACCAACCCGUUGAAUCAGCAGAGAGGGGCUGAUCCUUGCAUGCGAUUCAUUAAUGGCAACUACUAUCUUACCUCCACACAAAACAGCAACAUUCAAAUGAAGUCCGCUACGACUAUUGAAGGCCUGAAAAGUGCUGCUUCGAAGGUGAUCUUCUCUGAUAGCACUGCUGGAAGGAAUUUCGAUUUCUGGGCGCCCGAAUUCUGGUACCUUGACGGCACCUGGCACCUAUAUUAUUCUGUGGCGGGGAACGGAGACGAUGCCACUCACCGUUUACAUGUUGCUCGUGGUGGUACUAAUGCGAACGAUCCCUCUGCUGGAGCUUAUUCCUAUGUCGGUUCAUUGAUCCCGCCCAACCUCUCCACCCAGUGGGCUGCCGACGGUAGUAUCCUCGAAGUGGGCGGAUCGCGCUACCUCAUCUUCUCCUCGUUUCAAGGCUCCAAUCAAUGUUUGUUUAUCGUCAGAAUGACUAGCCCCACCACCAUCACCGGGAAUGCUGUAGUGAUAAGCUGCCCCACGCUCACUUGGGAAAAGUCAGGUUCGCCUGUACAGGAAGGUCCGGAGGCUAUCACGAUUAACGGCGUGACCCACAUCGUAUAUUCGGCUUCUUUCUGCGGUACGGACGACUACGCCCUGGGUAUACUUACCCUCAGCUCUGGAGCUGACCCCAUGUCGGCCUCCAGCUGGGUCAAGAGCUCUAACCCACUCUUUAGUAAGGAUCCGUCGGUUGGAGUUUACGGUCCGGGCCACCACUUCAUGUUCCAGAAAGGGAGUGCGUGGUAUUUUGCCUACCACGCAAAAUCUGCGACCAAUCAAGGUUGUGGUAAUACUCGUACUACCAGAGUUCAACCUUUUAGCACCUCUGGAAACAACCCAGUCUUCCCAAAGCCUUUAGGAACGGGUGUUGCGAUCAACGAACCUUGAAGUCACAAUGUUGGUAGAUAACUUGUAAUUCUCUCCGUGCGGGGGGUGAUAACUCAGCCGCAUAGUAUCUAGAGUUGAAAUUCCUUACGUGAUGAGUGUAGCAAGUACCUCUGCUUGGACAAUCCUCCC
Messenger RNA from Marasmius oreades (fairy-ring Marasmius), 1667 nucleotides. RefSeq lists its product as uncharacterized. Bases 507 to 1538 code for a protein of 343 amino acids. Gene Ontology annotation, biological process: carbohydrate metabolic process. Gene Ontology annotation, molecular function: hydrolase activity, hydrolyzing O-glycosyl compounds. The record is from RefSeq and is a predicted model, not a curated record. NCBI's taxonomy places the organism in Eukaryota, Fungi, Basidiomycota, Agaricomycetes, Agaricales, Marasmiaceae. The transcript has 12 exons.